AUGAGUUCAAAUACGUUUGAAUCAAUUGGCGCAGCCAUUCAUGAAAAAGCUGAUUGUAUUUAUGAACGUUUACGGACACAAAUCAACCGUAUAGGAUCCGCAUCAGGACCUAAUUCACAUAUAUUUUUCGUUCUUGGUGCAUCAGGUGAUUUGGCUAAGAAGAAAAUAUAUCCAACACUCUGGUGGUUAUAUCGUGAUGGAUUUCUGCCCGAAGGUACUCGUUUCAUUGGCUAUGCUCGAAGUCAAAUCACCGUCGACAAAAUCUUUGAAAAUGCUGCAAAAUAUAUGAAAGUGCAAGAAGACGAAAAGGAAACAUUUGCCAAAUUCAAAACACUGAAUUCAUACGUUGCCGGUUCGUACGAUAAAGGGGAAGACUUCGAACGUUUAACCAAUGAGGCAAAUCAUUUGUCGAAACAAGAAAGUGCACAUCGAUUAUUCUAUUUGGCAUUGCCACCCAGUGUUUAUGGCAGUGUAUCAGAAUUGAUCAGUAAACAUUGUCGACCAAAAUCACCGGGCUGGUUACGUUUGAUUGUCGAAAAACCAUUCGGCAAGGAUCUUCAAAGUUCGAACAAAUUAUCUGAACAUCUGAGUAAAUUUUUCAGCGAAGAAGAAAUUUAUCGUAUUGAUCAUUAUCUUGGCAAAGAGAUGGUACAAAAUAUAAUUGUACUUCGCUUUUCUAAUCAAAUUUUAUCCCGCGUUUGGAAUCGAGAUUCCAUCGCAGCAGUAAUUAUUAUUUUUAAAGAAGAUAUCGGCACUCAAGGAAGAGGCGGCUAUUUUGAUGAGUUCGGAAUUCUCCGAGAUGUGAUUCAAAAUCAUCUCAUGCAAAUCCUAUCUAUUCUUGCUAUGGAAAAACCGCGAUCGACUAAAGGCGAGGAUAUUCGUAACGAAAAAGUGAAAGUAUUACGUUGUGUAGCACCGAUUAAACCAGAAGACGUCGUAAUUGGACAGUAUUACGGUGACAAAGAUUCCAAAGAUCCUGAACAUCAAAAAGGCUACCUCGAUGACGAUGGUGUACCGAAAGAUUCGACAACACCAACUUAUGCACAAGUUGUUGUUUCGAUUAAUAACGAACGUUGGGCCGGUGUACCGUUCAUACUUCGAGCAGGUAAAGCAUUAAAUGAAAAGAAAGCAGAAAUUCGUAUUCAAUUCCGUGAUGUACCUGGUGACAUGUUUGACGACGAUAAUCGUGCGAGCGGUGAAAGUAAGAAAUUAUCUCGGGAUGAACUUGUCAUGCGUGUUCAACCGAACGAAGCUGUUUAUUUGAAACUGAAUACUAAACGUCCUGGUGAGAUGGGCUUUAGUAUAGAUGAAACUGAGUUAGAUUUAACCUAUGGUGAACGUUACAAAGGCGUGAAAUUACCUGAUGCGUAUGAACGUUUAAUACUCGAUGUGUUUAUGGGCUCGAAAAUUAAUUUCGUUCGUUCGGAUGAAUUGGAAGAAGCCUGGCGUAUCGUCGAUCCGGUACUCGCCGACAUUGAAAAGAAAAAAAUACCGGUUAUUCCAUAUAAAUUCGGAAGCAUAGGUAUACGUGAAGCAUUUGACGUUGCUGCCAAACAUGGCUACGUUUUUCGCGGCACCUACGUUUGGAAAGAUGAACGAACAACGAAAUCAGAAGAGAAAAACUAA
Adineta ricciae is the source of this 1626-nucleotide messenger RNA. Lineage: Eukaryota; Metazoa; Rotifera; Eurotatoria; Adinetida; Adinetidae. The record is from the annotation of a GenBank genome assembly.